Messenger RNA from Aspergillus welwitschiae, 2769 nucleotides. RefSeq names its product transcription factor domain-containing protein. Gene Ontology annotation, molecular function: DNA binding; zinc ion binding; DNA-binding transcription factor activity, RNA polymerase II-specific. The record is from RefSeq and is a predicted model, not a curated record. Gene Ontology annotation, biological process: regulation of DNA-templated transcription; DNA-templated transcription. Bases 33 to 2543 code for a protein of 836 amino acids. Lineage: Eukaryota; Fungi; Ascomycota; Eurotiomycetes; Eurotiales; Aspergillaceae. The transcript is spliced from 6 exons.
CACCACAUUUGAACUAUGUUGCCACAAACUUUAUGUUUCUCGGGAAAAUGACAUCUUCCAACAGUCAAGCUCCACGGACUCUUGCUCCAGCUACUAUCAUUAGUCCCCUUGCCAAUGAUUCCGCUCAAGAGACUGUCGUCAAGCCAAUCCGAAAAAGAACAAAUGCCUGUGAAGCAUGCAAGAAGAGGAAAACAAAAUGUCUAGGAGAGCUUCCGUGUGAUAAAUGUCUUCAAAUAGGCACAGAAUGUCAUUUCGUGGAAGAAUCUGAUAGACGAAGAAAGCUUGCACUGCGCCGUAUCGAACAGGAACUGAGCUCAGCCUACUUGUUGCUCGAUCAAAUCAAAGUGGCUUAUGGAAAAGGUAACAAAAUAGAACUUGAAAGACUCAUUAACAUAUCGAAGGAUAAGUCGACUUUGGCUUGGAGGAUUGAAGUUCCAACGCAGCAGAAACUACAGGAUCUCGAAGAGCCGAAUUCAUUGAAGCCUCUUACGUCGAGAUCCUAUGCUUUGAAAGAGCCUCAAAGAUCUCGUUCUAUUUCACCCUCUUCGUCAAUGGGCUCGCUUAACGAUAUUGAUACUGUUGAUAAUGAUGUGAACAGAGAUAGGCAAAGCAGAUCAACAGGGUUCAUGGGAAAAGGUUCUGAGAUUGCUUGGCUCCAAAGACUUCACGCUGAAGUCGGCGGCUUAGAACGUCCCGGUACCGAGCAACACGUCAAGCAUGAUAAAGGAAGUCUCGCUUCUCUCAAUUACCACCUCGAUAAUCUGGUUAUAGCAGAACCAAGUUAUAGUGAUCUCAAUGCAAUGCCACCAAAGCCUUGGGCUGACCAACUGCUUCACACUUACUUUUCAUUCAUACACCCAACAUUCCCACUUCUUCUCAAACCUUUGUUUUACCAGCAGUACGAGAAUGCUUUCCGUAAUCGCUUGUCAGCCCCUCAGCAAAGCUGGCUCGUGAUCUUCAACCUAGUCAACGCUAUUGGAGCUAAACAUUUUCAGUUGCGCCAAGAGCACUGGGACGAAGAUGUUGAUGAUCGUAUCUUCCUUUCAAGGGCCAUUGCACUCAAUGCAAAGCAUAAUACGAUUUUGGACUAUGUGGACUUACAACAGGUCCAAAUAAGGAUGCUUCUAGCACUCUAUUAUCUCGUUGCUGGUCAAAUUAAUCGAUCAUGGCAAUUAAUAGGCUGUACUGCCCGAUCUGCUAUAGCUUUGGGGCUUAAUCUCCGAAACAGUGAUGGGAACUUAGAUCACGACUCGAAAGUAUUGCGUUCCAGCCUGUGGUGGUCAAUCGUCUAUCUGGAGCAGAUACUUUGUACUGCAACAGGCCGUACAUCUUGUAUUGACUGGAAUUGCUGCAGUAUCACGGCUCAUGUAUUAUUGAAAGGAGAUCUACUUCCCGAGUCAGAGGCAGCCGGUAACCUUAGUACUGAAGCACAAGAGCAAGAACUUGUCUUCAUAUUAUAUGCCAAUGACUUGCAGUUGCAGGAAAGGACAAGAUAUAUACAAUCUGUUCAGCCAAACAGCUCCUUAUUCUCCUUCUACUUAACUGAUCUCGCUGUGAUUGGCCACGCGGCAAUUAGAUCAGUGUAUAGUCUACAAUCUCUAUCCGGCACACCGAGCGAAAAACAGCAUCAGAUCAGCAAGUACCAGAAGAAGCUGGAAGAAUGGCUAUCAUCAUUGAAAGAGUAUUGGAGCUUUACCGAUAGCCAUGGACACUACACGAAGAGCAUGGAGUGUCGAGAAAAGAUAUUACUUGCGUUCAGCUUUUAUAGCAUCGAGAUCGUUCUUAAUCGUCCCUGUCUUACCCGCCCCGAAUUUCAAAAGAAUUCAGAAGUCAGGCGCCCUCGCUCUAGGUUCGAUGAUGACAAGGCACUUGUCUGUUUACAGUCUGCCCUUAAUAUGACUUCGGUCUUACCUGAUCUCCCAGACUUGGAGUGGUUAUGCACAAUGGCACCAUGGUGGUCCAUAGUUCAUCACUUGAUGCAAGCAUUGGUGAUAUUACUGCUUCAACUGUGUGUAGGACCUGUCGGAGCCUCCGAACACGGAGAAAUCACUGGAGGUGGGGGAGCUGUGGGCACAGCAGAAGAACCAGAGAAGAUACUCCAAGUAUCAAAAAAGUGCCUACGUUGGUUAUUUUCUAUUGGCAAUCGAAGUUACAGUGCGAGAAAUGCCUUCAUAACUUGUGAUCGCCUUUUACGCAAAAUUGCCAGCGUUCGAAGAUUGGACCUAAGUAACCUACCAGCUUCGUCGAAUCUAGCUGAUCGAACUGCCGACAAUAAUCUCCUGCCCUACUAUCGUGGGUCCUUCAAUCCUGGCUCUACUCGUCUACUGCAUCUGAAAUCAUCGAACAGCUCGUCUCACAAUAAUGAUGACUGCUGGGGAGCAGAUUACACACAUCCUGAGUCAGCCACUGACGAGCAAGAAUCCACUCCCUUAACCUUGGACCCUGCGCUGCUUGAGGUAUAUGAAACUCUGAUUGAAAAUCGCUCAACCAGUGAUAUCGAUGUCUUUGAAGGCGACAUUGAGUAUCCGCAUGGAAGUUACUGAGUGACCAUAGUCCUUGUUGAAUGCCAUCUAAGGAUUAUCCAGUUCUGGAGUUUCGCCGGAUAUGGAUAGGUCACGAGCCGCGUAGUUGUCGUUUGUGGACGCGCAGCUUCCAACGGGGAAUAUAAUCGCGUAGCGCACUUCAUGGUCUUUAGGUCUUUGAGACUGCGUGAUUAUAGGGUUGGAAUGGAACCAGAUCAUUACUUGUCAUCGCAUUCAUUAACUCAGG